Messenger RNA from Cryptomeria japonica (Japanese cedar), 1923 nucleotides. RefSeq lists its product as uncharacterized. NCBI's taxonomy places the organism in Eukaryota, Viridiplantae, Streptophyta, Pinopsida, Cupressales, Cupressaceae. Gene Ontology annotation, biological process: spliceosomal complex assembly; protein phosphorylation; regulation of mRNA processing. Gene Ontology annotation, molecular function: protein kinase activity; ATP binding. Bases 205 to 1659 code for a protein of 484 amino acids. The transcript has a single exon. The record is from RefSeq and is a predicted model, not a curated record.
GAAGAGAAAACUUCUUUGCUAUAGUUAAGUGAAAAUAUAAUGCGUUGGCUAGAAACCUUUGGUGGUCCAUUUAAUAGGAAGAGUACUAGGACUCUCACAUAGCAAACUCUUGUCUAUAGGCAGCGACAAAGAAGUCCAAGGUGAAGAGAUCUUGUCUGUACGUGUAGCCAUUGUAUUCACCCAUUUGCAGAAGGAGAACAAGGAAUGGACAGGUCCAAAAGAGAGGAAGGCUCCGCAAGUUACGUUCAUGGAGGAUACCACCCUGUGAAUAGAGGCGAUCUCUUGAAUGAAGAGCGCUAUGUGGUGCAAUCCAAGCUGGGCUGGGGCGGUUUCUCCACUGUUUGGCUUGCCUGGGACACCCAACUCAACAAAUAUGUGGCCCUCAAGAUAUCAAAGAGCAAUGAUAGCUGUUAUACUAAAAUGGCCCUUCGUGAGAUUCAAACCUUGAAAGCAAUAGCACAGGCUGAUCCAGAGGACAAGGAAUGUGUGGUUAAAUUGCUUGAUGAUUUCAUACACGCUGGACCACAUGGGAAUCAUGUCUGUUUGGUUCUUGAGCUUUUAGGAGACAAUUUAAGGACACUUCUCAAACAUUAUAGUGGGAAGGGCAUUCCAUUGCACAUGGUAAAGGAAAUCUGUUUUCAUAUCUUGCGAGGACUUGACUUCUUGCAUGGGAAACUUUCAAUUGUUCACACAGAUCUCAAACCGGAAAACAUUCUUUUGCCAUCCACCAUUGACCCUGAAAAAGAUCCAAAGAAGCUUGCUGUCCCACUUAUACCUUCUUCUAACAAAGGUAAAUCCCCCAUUGCUACAAGCUCAUCUUCUGGAUCAAAUAUUUGCAAGACAGGAAAUCAGCAGAUGGGAUUGAAACAGAAGGGCAAAUUAGUAGCUCAAGAUUGUGGGAUUGCAGCAAAUGAUGAUGUAGAGGAGAAGUUGGGUCUCGAAGCCCGAGCUGUACAAAGAAAGACAUGGAGCAACAAAAAGAUCUUGUCUGGGGCCUGGGAAGAAAACCUUGCACAGAAAAUUAGAGAACUCAGUAUUAACAACCUUCCUGAGAAGCAGAGUACAAUGGCGUCCCUUGAUCUUAAGUGCAAGAUAGCUGAUCUGGGUAAUGCCCUCCACCUCCCUAUUAAAUUAAUUGUUCCUAUUCAAACAUUUCGUUACAAGUGUCCAGAGACCCUUAUGGGAUCUCCAUUCUCUACUCCAGCAGAUAUGUGGUCUGUUGGAUGCAUUGCCUUUGAACUUGCCACAGGUGAUUUCUUGUUUAAUCCUCAGGGGGAGAACGAUCAAGAGAGGGUUGUAAAUCACCUGGGCUUAAUGAUGGAGCUCCUUGGUGUGAUACCCAAGAGAAUUGAUCCGGGUGGCAAGGUUUCUAAAGAUUUAUUCGACAAGAAGGCUAAUCUAAAAGGCUGUAGGAACUGUGGAAGGACAUUGAUCAAUAUGCUUCGAGAUAAAUUUGGGUUUGCCAAAAGGGAUGCAGAUUAUUUCAGGGAUUUUCUUAUUGCUCUCUUACAUUUUGUACCGGAAAAGCGACCGACUGCAAUGCAAGCCAUUCUUCACCCCUGGCUUGAUGGUGGGCUCCGCCUUCUUCAACCAUCAUCAUCCCCACCCCAAACACAGCAAAAUGCUGAGGUUAUUCCAGAAGACAAUACAACAGUUUAGUAAGAAAGAAUAUGAAAGCAUGUAGAAAAUGUUGCCAUUUAAUGUCAAUCUGUCAAAGUGACGUGCAUUUGUGUGAAUCUAGAUAAAUCAAGAAAUGGUGUAAGAAUCUGUGAAGCAAGAUUAUUUGUCCCCUGUUUUCUGUGAAAUUUAUUUCAUACAAGACGAAGGUAUGGACAAAGAUUCUUGGAUUACUGUAUGAAUAUUUCCCCACGUUGUAAACUGCAAUCAUGAGCAGAGAUUUUCAAAUAUUAUAUGUUUUUUCAA